This is a messenger RNA of Glarea lozoyensis ATCC 20868, 1128 nucleotides long. RefSeq lists its product as uncharacterized. The record is from RefSeq and is a predicted model, not a curated record. The transcript is spliced from 3 exons. The coding region runs from base 1 to 1128 and encodes 375 amino acids. NCBI's taxonomy places the organism in Eukaryota, Fungi, Ascomycota, Leotiomycetes, Helotiales, Helotiaceae.
AUGGCUCAAUUCGAACUACAAAAUUCACGCCAUCCACCUAGUUAUCCACGAUCGUGUCAUCAUUGCGGGCACAUCGUUCGUCAGAGAAACCCCGAAAGUGAUCCUUUACCUGGAUGGCCGAUGGUCGCAAAGGUCAUCGUAGACCAUCCUGGGCUCGAGGCGUUUGAACCUUUCAGAGAUUUGAAUGUCAAGAGCUUGCUCUACUACCAGGCUGAGCUCGAUAUGCUAAGAAAACAACUCCGAAAGAUGGAAUUGAAAGACAACCAAAACCCUCCUGUCUCUAAUGGUGGUCCUCUGGACUGUGCGGCAAGUGUGGCAGACUUGUUGGACACCAAGUGUCUACCUGAGGGCAGCCGGGCUCAACUUGACUUGAUUACAGAAAUACGGAACGUCUUGAAUAAAUACAGUGCGUUGUCUAACAAGGCUCUUAUACAGUACUCUCAAAUUACUGCAUUCCAAAAAGCUGAUCCUUUUAACGUCGAAACUCUCCGGAGUUGGAUAAGAGACGAACAAUGUGGGGAUAUGUCUAUUGUAGGGCCUGGCUCAAAAACUUGGGGCUCUUUUGAUUCUGAACGUGACUUGGUGGCCACCCAGAAGCCAGCGAUUCAAUGGCAAUUUUUACGACUUUUAUGGCGUCUUGUCUGGCCGAAAAAACUCGAUGACGGACAAAAUACCCUCAUAGUUCCUCGCCCAAUUCAGAAAGUGGACGGUCUUACUCGCUGGGUGGCUAAUGAAUGGGUACCUUUCUGUGAAGAGCUCCGCCGGGCCAGACGCAAGCUUCGUGACACAGAUUUCUGGCGCACACUUUGCCAAUGGUGGAAGGCAACUAAGGAAAAGUUACAUAUUGACGGUGAAGUGUCGGAGGAGCAACAGAAUACUCCUUGUUCGUGCCACGUUCCGAAACUCAACACGUUCUCCGAACGUCGAAUGCUAGUAUUCACCUCGUCGGUCGCGACUGCUGUAGCUUGCGCCCUUCCAAUAGCCGCCAUAUCAGUGCUUUCGACACUCCAUUCGAAUGCGAAAACGCUCGGGAUUAUUGCUCUCUUUACUGUGGCCUUUGCGGGCGGUCUGAUGUACUUGGUUGGAGGAUCUUCGAGGGUGGAAAUAUUUACUGCCACUGCUGCCUAA